CAUACAUUUUUCGUACGAUACGUAAAUAAGCGGGCAAGUGAUGAGUUCGAGCGCCGAUGCCUGCGGGGACAUCGGCAGUGGACGCGUCCUGCAGCGUACGUCGUCGCCGAAACCGAAGGGCUAGAGCCGACUCGAGCGACAGUUAACCGGGUUGGGGAGGGAGGAUGGAGAUGCGCCCCGUUCUCGUGGCGAUCUGCCUCCUCUUCCUCGCCCCCGUCACCAACUCUUUCUGGACCAUUGGCAAUCAGCUGGUGAUGGACCCGAUGCUCGUGUGCAAGAAGACGCGUCGGCUCAGGAGCAAACUGUCCGACAUUUGCCGCAAGGAGCCCGCGCUUCUCAAACAGAUCACGAAGGGCAUGCAAUUCGGAACGAGGGAGUGCCAGUUCCAGUUCCGGAACCGUAGGUGGAACUGCACGACUUUCAAGCGGUCGCUCAAGAAAAUCAUCCUGCGCGACACCGGAGAGACCGGCUUCGUGAACGCCAUCAUGGCUGCCGGGGUGACUUACGCGGUGACGCGGGCCUGCACGAUGGGCGACCUCGUCGAGUGCUCCUGCGAAAAAAUGACUCCAAAGAGUAGUCGCUUCGGGAAGCUCGGCAGACUCGCCAGCCGGAGCAAACACCUGCCCACGGACGCGGACUGGGAGUGGGGCGGCUGCGGGGAUAACGUCAACUUUGGCUUCAAAAAGUCGAGGGAGUUCAUGGACGGGCCCUACAGGAAGCGCAGCGACAUCAAGACCCUUCUCAAGCGACACAACAACGACGCGGGCCGCUUCACGGUGCGCAACUUCAUGCGGACGGAGUGCAAGUGCCACGGUCUGUCGGGCUCGUGCACAGUACGGACCUGCUGGCGCAAGAUGCCCUCGUUUCGCGAGGUGGGCAACCGGCUGAAGGAGUCUUUCGACGGCGCGGCCAAGGUGAUACCCGGGAACGACGGCCACAGCUUCAUCACGGAGGGCCAGACGAUCAAGCCACCGGGGCGCUUCGACUUGAUCUAUAGCGAGGACUCGCCCGAUUUUUGCCGAGCGAAUCGAAAGACGGGGGCCCUGGGGACUCACGGUAGGCAGUGCAAUGCCACCUCCCAGGGAGUCGACGGCUGCGAGCUGCUCUGCUGCGGGAGGGGAUACGACACGAGGAUCGUCAGGGAGAAGGUCAACUGCGAGUGCAGGUUCAGGUGGUGCUGCGACGUCACCUGCAACACGUGUCUCGUCAAAAAAACACUUAAUACGUGCCGUUGA
This is a messenger RNA of Copidosoma floridanum, 1235 nucleotides long. Its product is annotated as Wnt oncogene analog 6. NCBI's taxonomy places the organism in Eukaryota, Metazoa, Arthropoda, Insecta, Hymenoptera, Encyrtidae. Gene Ontology annotation, cellular component: extracellular region. Gene Ontology annotation, molecular function: frizzled binding; cytokine activity. Gene Ontology annotation, biological process: cell fate commitment; multicellular organism development; canonical Wnt signaling pathway. The record is from RefSeq and is a predicted model, not a curated record.